Messenger RNA from Meleagris gallopavo (turkey), 3261 nucleotides. NCBI's taxonomy places the organism in Eukaryota, Metazoa, Chordata, Aves, Galliformes, Phasianidae. The record is from RefSeq and is a predicted model, not a curated record.
AUGGAGGGCGACCCGCGGCGCUGUCAGUGCGGCAAGGCCUUGAGAGCGCCCUGCUGGCUGCUGCGCCUCAGGCCCGGCCCUCCCUGCGGUGCCCCCGCCCGCAUCUUCCUUUCCUCCCUCCUUCUUUUCUCCAAGGUGAACUUCACGGUAGAUCAGAUACGGGCCAUCAUGGACAAAAAGGCCAACAUCAGGAACAUGUCAGUGAUCGCCCACGUUGAUCACGGCAAGUCGACCCUGACUGAUUCUCUGGUAUGCAAAGCUGGAAUCAUCGCCUCUGCCCGCGCGGGGGAGACCCGAUUCACUGACACCAGGAAGGACGAGCAGGAACGGUGCAUCACCAUCAAAUCUACAGCUAUUUCUCUGUUCUACGAGCUCUCUGAAAACGAUCUGGCGUUCAUCAAGCAGAGCAAAGAUGGUUCUGGUUUCUUGAUCAACCUGAUCGACUCUCCUGGGCACGUGGAUUUCUCUUCAGAGGUCACUGCUGCUCUGCGGGUCACUGACGGUGCCCUGGUUGUUGUCGACUGCGUCUCUGGUGUGUGUGUGCAGACAGAAACCGUGCUGCGUCAGGCCAUUGCUGAGAGGAUCAAACCUGUCCUGAUGAUGAACAAGAUGGACCGGGCGCUGCUGGAGCUGCAGCUGGAUCCUGAGGAGCUGUACCAGACCUUCCAACGGAUCGUGGAGAAUGUGAACGUCAUCAUCUCCACCUAUGGAGAAGGAGAAAGCGGCCCUAUGGGAAAUAUCAUGAUCGAUCCCGUGCUUGGUACAGUUGGCUUUGGUUCUGGCCUGCAUGGCUGGGCUUUCACUUUGAAACAGUUUGCUGAAAUGUACGUUGCAAAAUUUGCUGCUAAGGGUGAUGCCCAGAUGAAUCCAUCUGAGCGUGCCAAGAAAGUAGAAGACAUGAUGAAGAAGCUGUGGGGAGACAGAUACUUUGAUCCUGCUACUGGCAAGUUCAGCAAGUCUGCUACUGGCCCUGAUGGAAAGAAACUGCCUAGGACCUUCUGCCAGCUCAUCCUUGAUCCCAUCUUCAAGGUGUUCGAUGCGAUCAUGACCUUCAAGAAAGAGGAGGCAGCCAAACUGAUUGAGAAACUCGACAUCAAGCUUGACAGCGAAGAUAAGGACAAGGAGGGCAAACCCCUGCUGAAGGCUGUGAUGAGGCGGUGGCUGCCUGCCGGAGAUGCCCUGCUGCAGAUGAUCACCAUUCACCUGCCUUCUCCUGUCACAGCCCAGAAGUACCGCUGUGAGCUGCUCUAUGAGGGGCCCCCCGAUGAUGAGGCUGCCAUAGGUAUUAAGAACUGUGAUCCCAAGGGCCCCCUGAUGAUGUACAUUUCUAAAAUGGUGCCAACCUCCGACAAGGGCCGCUUCUACGCUUUCGGUCGUGUUUUCUCUGGUCUCGUAUCAACUGGCUUGAAGGUCAGAAUCAUGGGACCCAACUACACGCCUGGCAAGAAGGAGGAUCUGUACCUGAAGCCCAUCCAAAGGACCAUCCUCAUGAUGGGCCGCUACGUCGAACCCAUUGAGGACGUGCCUUGUGGAAACAUCGUGGGUCUGGUUGGCGUCGAUCAGUUCCUGGUGAAGACUGGAACCAUCACCACCUUCGAGCACGCUCACAACAUGCGGGUGAUGAAGUUCAGCGUCAGCCCUGUGGUGCGCGUGGCCGUGGAAGCCAAGAACCCUGCAGACCUGCCCAAGCUGGUGGAGGGGCUGAAACGCCUUGCCAAGUCUGACCCUAUGGUGCAGUGCAUCAUUGAGGAGUCCGGAGAGCACAUCAUUGCAGGUGCAGGGGAGCUGCACUUGGAAAUCUGCCUGAAGGAUCUGGAGGAGGACCACGCUUGCAUUCCUAUCAAGAAAUCAGAUCCCGUCGUGUCUUACCGCGAGACGGUCAGCGAGGAAUCCAACGUGAUGUGCCUUUCCAAGUCCCCCAACAAACACAACAGGCUGUACAUGAAGGCCCGGCCCUUCCCAGACGGUUUGGCCGAAGACAUCGACAAGGGCGAGGUCUCUGCUCGCCAGGAGCUGAAGCAGAGAGCUCGUUACCUGGCUGAGAAGUACGAGUGGGACGUCACCGAAGCCAGGAAGAUCUGGUGCUUCGGUCCCGACGGCACCGGGCCCAACAUCCUGACUGACAUCACCAAGGGAGUGCAGUACCUGAAUGAGAUCAAGGACAGCGUGGUGGCUGGCUUCCAGUGGGCCACCAAGGAGGGCGUCCUGUGCGAGGAGAACAUGCGCGGCGUCCGCUUCGACGUGCACGAUGUGACCCUGCACGCUGACGCCAUCCACCGUGGGGGUGGGCAGAUCAUUCCCACUGCCAGGAGGUGCCUGUAUGCCUGCGUGCUCACCGCCCAGCCCAGGCUUAUGGAGCCCAUCUACCUUGUGGAAAUCCAGUGCCCGGAGCAGGUGGUUGGUGGCAUCUACGGUGUGCUGAACAGGAAGCGUGGCCACGUCUUUGAGGAGUCCCAGGUGGCCGGCACCCCCAUGUUCGUGGUCAAGGCCUACCUGCCUGUCAACGAGUCCUUUGGUUUCACAGCUGACCUGAGGUCCAACACGGGCGGCCAGGCUUUCCCCCAGUGUGUGUUUGACCACUGGCAGAUCCUGCCUGGGGAUCCCUUCGACAGCACCAGCCGCCCCUCCCAGGUGGUGGCUGAGACCCGCAAACGUAAGGGGUUGAAGGAGGGCAUCCCAGCCCUGGACAACUUCCUGGACAAAUUGUAAAGGCUGCACACCCAACGUCACUGUCAUUGGUGCGGGACUCAGAGAAACUAACUAGCAUAACAGCGGGCAAAUGGUAGAACUGCAGUGACCAUCUCUUUGCAUUGUACUUAAUCAGUUUCAUAGCGAUUGGAGACUUUCAACAAAACAAAACAAAAAAAAACAACAAAAAGGAAACAAAAAAAGACAUUGAUAUUCAGCCUUAUAGGUUUCUGUGUUGCACAUGACUCAUCUGGGGCCCUACUCGGUGCCAUUGUAACGAAGCAUUUCCACUCGAUGCAACUAGAGUUGCCUGAUUCCAUAUUUAUUUGACUUGAGCUGAGGAGCGUCUCUGCUUUGUUUUGCUGAUGGGGGGGAGAGGAGAGGCUGAGGGGUGCAGGGGCUGCUCCCCCUUUCUUGGGGGGGAACUGAUGGUGCCCGCCGGUGGGGGGGGAGGGGGUGUUCUGGUUGGGCGGAAACUCGAAGGCAGGGAGAUCUUGUGCAGUGUGAUUGUCAUCAUGAGCAUCAACCAAUGUAUUAGUGCCACUGGAAAUAUAAAUUUGAUAUGGUGAUGAA